Messenger RNA from Darwinula stevensoni, 957 nucleotides. NCBI's taxonomy places the organism in Eukaryota, Metazoa, Arthropoda, Ostracoda, Podocopida, Darwinulidae. The record is from the annotation of a GenBank genome assembly.
AUGGGUUGCUAUACAGCAUUUGCUGUACUUUUCUGCCUACCUCACAUUAGAUCAUCCUCGGAGCUCAUCGUAUAUUGGAGAGUUCACCCUGGCCAGCGCUAUGGAGACGUGUCACUUGAGGUCCAAGUGGCGGACUACGAAGAAUGUUAUCAGAAAUGCUUGAAGUACGAUCCGUCCAGGCCAUGCCUCGGUUUCAAUUUUGGAAAACGUGAUGGCAUAUGUCAAUUGGUACCAUACGACCGAAGCGUCCUCGUUCCUUCUGAUGAGUUCCAGGCUUAUGUUCAAUUUCUGUGCCUGACUGACUACAUGAAGAUUGAGAAUGCGGAAGAAGCGUUUGAGGGAUGGACGGGUGAGUAUCCAACCUCACCGGGCGGCACGGUUAUCUUCACCUGUAAGCACCCGCAAGGAUUCAAAGACGGAUCCAAGAUGCACAAAGCUAUUUGUUCCUCUGUGAAACCUGAUGAAUGGUGCACGACGUUCGUGAACGAAGACAAGGCUCUUCUGUGCCCACCUAUAUGUGAGAUGAUGUAUCCUGAAUGCCGAUUGACGGAGAUGGGCAAAGAAUAUGUUGGGAGUAUGGAUGUAACUGAGUCAGGGAAGCAAUGCCUCGAAUGGGACUCCCCCAAACUGACUGAAAUAUACGAUGCCGAUUCAGGGGACAUGUUUCAGGAUGUUUUGUUCUUUGAGGAGCAUUUCUUGAACCAAGAUCCAUCUUCUCAUGUAAACUUCUGUCGGAACCCAACAUUAAAGGAGAGGCCAUGGUGCUUUGUCGAAGAAGAAGACAAAAUCCAUUCCGAGUAUUGCCAGAUUCCAAUGUGUGAUGAUUUAAUGAGACCCUUCGGGCACGGCCACAGUGGGAAAAACUUCUUACUGCGCAACAUUGAGUGGGAUGUUGGUUACCUGAGCAUCGCCAUCUCCACAUUCAUAGAACACAAUACACUGGCUGCUAAUGAGUAG